UCAAACAUACUUUUCAAAUCUUCCCUCCAUUAGUGUCUGCAUGGAUGGAUACACAUAACAUACAUACAUAUAUACAUAUAUAGAUGGACAUGGUGCAUCUAGAUGACUUCCAUGUGUAAGCACAAGAUCUUCGGCACCGCCAGAAGCAGUCGUUGAUGGACUCCAUAUUUCUACUCGAAGAGGGCGACCGCGCUGCCCUCCUCGAGCAAAUUAUGCAAGCUCUGGGAUGUGUUUACAUCUGCCUUAGGGCUUAUUUUUCUCCACCUUACAAUUGUUUGAAAGGGUUGGAUGGAAUCUACCAUGAAGGAAGAAACCAGCAAACCACAUCUCAUGGAAGCUUUGUUAGGCGCCUUUUCGAUGUAUAUCGGGAAGCAUCCACCUAUGUCGAUGCCGGGCUAAUACCGGGGAUUGCUUUUGCGAGCAAUAAUCCAUUCAUGAAGUUGGAAUUGCAUGAAUUUCAAAGCCUAAUUUCGAGUGAUUUCCAGCUUCAAUUUUACCAAGAGGCAGGAAUUAAGACGGUUGUGCUCAUGGGCUGCGCCACCGGAGAACUCGAGCUCGGAAUGUUGGAUAAUCACAAUCAGGUAGACAUAGAAGCGGAGAUGAAGAACAUACUCCAAACACAUUUCCCGAACCAACCACCUUCGUCUUCGUCUUCGUCUCUUCUCUCGGUCUCAGUCGACAACAGCCCGGAGUACCCGCCACUACUCUUCAACAUCCCCAUCCCCACCACCACCACCGCCCCGCCCCCGCCUUUCCUUCCUCAAGAAACCCUCAUCAGAGAGCCACCAACCACCACCACCACCGCCACCGAUGCCACCCACGACCAAACCAGACAGAUGCUCAACCAGUUCCGACACGCCCAUUUCCCCUCCAUCGAGUGCGAAGACGCCGCCAUGACCAACGCCAUUCUAGCCGUUCUCUCUUCUCCCUCCACCUCCACCUCCUCCCACCGCCCUCCCACAACGCCAAACAUCUCCACCGCAUUCAGAGCCUACCAGCCGAACUCGCCGGCGCGGCGGCGGAGCGCCGCGCCGGCGCCGAGCAGGUUCAAAAGAGCCAUGAUGUUCUUCAAUAACCUAAACCACCACAGAAUCCGGCAUGAUCAGUCCCUCCCCACCGCCACGCAACUGCACCACAUGAUCUCCGAGAGGAAGCGCCGCGAGAAGCUCAACGAGAGCUUCCAGAUCCUCAGAUCCUUCCUCCCUCCCGGAACCAAGAAGGACAAGGCGUCGGUGCUGAGCAGCACGGUCGAGUAUAUGAGCUCGUUGAAAUCCCGGGUGGCGGAGCUGGCGGAGCAGAAUCAGAUUCUUGAAUCGCGGAUUGGUUCGGUGAAGAAAUCGGAAAGUGGAGGGGAUGAAAUUGGAAAUGGAGAAAGGGUUAGUGUGGAGAUCUCUCCGUCUUCAUCUUCUUCUUCUUCGACGUCGGAAGCAAGAUUCUUGGACUUGAGAGUGAGGGUGAGAGGAGAAUCUAACUUGCUAGAUUUGGUAUCUAGGGUGAUUGAGUUCUUGAGAGGGCAAAGUGGUGUGAGUUUGACCUCGGUGGAAUCGAAUACGAGGAUGUUGGAUUCUGUUUCAGUUCAUGUUGUCAUCAUCAGACUCAAAAUUCAGGGAGAUGAAUUUGACGAGUCUGGUUUCCGAGAAGGUGUGAAAAGAGCGGUUGAUGACCAACCGAAUUGACAGUUUACAAUUUAGACCAUUCAUCUUUCAUUGCAUCAUCACCUUGUUAAAAUUCAUGGACCACUUUGUGUCACCAUUUAAUUUUCUCCUCCUACCAAUUUUGAUCUAAUUAAAAUCAUUGCUUUUCCAA
Salvia hispanica is the source of this 1806-nucleotide messenger RNA. RefSeq names its product basic helix-loop-helix (bHLH) DNA-binding family protein. Gene Ontology annotation, molecular function: protein dimerization activity. The record is from RefSeq and is a predicted model, not a curated record. Lineage: Eukaryota; Viridiplantae; Streptophyta; Magnoliopsida; Lamiales; Lamiaceae.